Linum tenue is the source of this 2046-nucleotide messenger RNA. The record is from the annotation of a GenBank genome assembly. NCBI's taxonomy places the organism in Eukaryota, Viridiplantae, Streptophyta, Magnoliopsida, Malpighiales, Linaceae.
AACCAAACCAAACCACACCUUUUUCUUUUUAUAAUCUGUUUGGCUGUCUUCAUCCCCCCACUCAUAGGUCAUUAACUCGUCUGUCUCUGAACCAGAGCUGUGACUUGUGAGGUUGGGUAGAAUUAGACCGUUUCUUCCUUCUUUCCUUCGGCUACGGCGCCUUCCGCUUUCGUUUUCCUAUUGGGUUUUUUUGGUUUGCAGUUUAACGUUGUGACCUCUCCCUCGUAGAGUCGCAGUCGUUGGCAGCCCGUCAUGGAAGGGCAUAUCUCCCAACCCCACGAAUCCUUCAGGCCCACCAUACCACCACCGCCAAACAUCAUGCCUUCCAAUUCGACACCUCCCUUUUUCCUAUUCAUUCCCACAUCAAUAAUACACAAUAAUACUUCUAACAAUUCCCUUUUCCUUCCCUUCUUUCCCCUUCCUUUCUUCCCCACUUUCCCCCCGAUUCGUGGCCAUGAAGCAACAACGCCAUCGAGAUUCUCCUCUCAGCUGCUGAAACCCGGAACCCAGAAGGAGGAAAACCAACCAGAAGAGAAGAGAAGCUCAAAUCGAAUCAGAACUCAACAGGGCAUAGGCUGCUAAUAUAUUUCUGGGUAAUCAGAUUCACUGUAACUGAAAACAGAGCAAGAAAACAGGGGAAAACAGAGUAUUCAAGGAACUCUAUUAAAGCUGGGGAGCGAUGGAGAGAUAUGAGGAAGUGAAAGAUAUUGGGUCCGGGAAUUUCGGAUUUGCGAAGCUGGUGAGAGAUAAAUGGAGUGGGGAGCUUUUUGCUGUCAAGUAUAUCGAGAGAGGGAGCAAGAUUGAUGAGCAUGUGCAGAGGGAGAUCAUGAACCACCGAUCUUUGAAGCAUCCCAACAUCAUCCGAUUCAAAGAGGUCUUGCUGACACCGACCCAUUUGGCGAUAGUAAUGGAGUAUGCUGCCGGCGGGGAGCUGUUCGAGAAAAUAUGCAAUGCCGGAAGAUUCAGUGAAGACGAGGCAAGGUUUUUCUUCCAACAACUGAUAUCAGGAGUCAGUUACUGCCAUUCAAUGCAAAUUUGCCAUAGGGAUUUGAAGUUAGAAAACACGCUGUUGGAUGGAAGCCCGGCACCCCGUCUCAAGAUUUGCGAUUUCGGAUAUUCCAAGUCAGCUGUGCUCCAUUCACAGCCCAAAUCGACGGUGGGAACGCCGGCCUACAUUGCACCAGAAGUCUUGUCAAGAAAAGAAUACGACGGCAAGAUAGCGGAUGUUUGGUCAUGUGGGGUUACGCUGUAUGUCAUGUUGGUGGGUGGUUAUCCUUUCGAAGAUCCUGACGAUCCAAGAAACUUCAAGAAAACCAUUCAGGACGGCAGCGGAUCCUAAGCGUGCACUACUCAAUCCCAGAUUAUGUUCGAGUCUCCAAGGAGUGCAAACAUCUCCUCUCCACCAUUUUUGUGGCCGACCCUGAAAAGAGGAUAACAAUCCCAGAGAUAAAGAAGCAUCUCUGGUUCCAGAAGAACUUGACAGCGGAAUUCAACCUGGGAUCAGAAGCUGAAGGGAAGGUCGGAGCAAAUGGCGGGGAAUUAGGAGGCGACGGCGGCGGCCGGGGGUGGCAGCAGACGAUGGAAGAAGUGGCGGCUAUAAUCCAGGAGGCCAGGAAAGGAGGAGAUGGCCUGAAAUUGGGCGGCAAUUUGAUUGGCUGUGGAGGUAGCAUGGAGCUUGAUGAUCUGGAUGCUGACAUGGACGACAUUGAUGAUGUGGAGACCAGUGGAGACUUCGUUUGUGCUUUGUGAUGUACAUUCAUGAUUCAUAUAUAUAUAUAUAUAUAUAUAUUUCUGUCUCAUAGUGAUUAUGUUGUGAUAUCUAGGGAGAAUCGGAAAACUGGCAAGAUAAGAAGAUUGCUAUCAGUGGAAAGUGUGGGCUUUAGUUGGUUUGAUUUUUUUUUUUUUUCCUUACAUAGUGAUGAAAAGAUUGAUAUUAUAAGAAUGUAAUAUAAAAGAGUAUUAUGUAAAAUACCAACAACAUAUCUGCGAAAUGUGGCAUAUUUUUCAUUUAAUGACUAGACGUGACACUUCCCAUCAUUGGAUAAA